GCUGCACACGGGUCCUGUGCUGCGCUGUCCUGCGUGUCGAUGUCGACAUCUUCACGUAGACUAUAACAGAGAGCCCCAUCGGUCUCUACUUUAUUUUCCUAAAUUCCGAAAUAGUUUUACUUUUGGUUUUUAUAAUUUCUAAACAAGUGCUGUGCCGCCGUGCAGAAUAUUGUUCAUUACUUCCGUAUACGCGCGCUAUGGAAAUCUGUCGCACAAUACUGUUGGAAUUUUGAUGGCGCUUGAUUAUUACGUCAUGUCCAACGAGUUUUGACUUGUUCCUGAUAGCGGAGUGACUCGUCAGUGCCAACUUGUAGAUGUGUGUGUAGCUGUCUGGAGAUGAGAUGGCAUCGGAUGUGCUCGUUUUCUGUCAUCGUUAACUUCAGUCGAGUCGAUUUCUUUUUGGACCCCGUCACGGCCAUCGAAGCCAGUUGGAGGAGCGGAGGAGGAGGAGCACAACGUCGUCACUGGACAAGUCAGGCAGCAAAGACAACCGGUACUGGCAAUUGAAUGUUGGGCCGAUCUGAGCUGAAUCAGCGUACCGGAUCAUGAUCGCCAACGUCGACGAAUCCCAGCGGGAAGAUGUGGACGACAAUUGGCUGCGCCCUCCGAUUUUCCUCUUCUACCUUCUCCGGGAUUCACCGGCCGGCAUCGACCACAAUCAGCAGCACCGGCAACUUGACAAUUACGCCAACGUCACCCGGCACUCGAGUUUACCGGGUCUAUUGCCAAGUGAUGAGUUGCUUCUGGCCGACGAAGGGCUUGUUACCACCUCCAUACCAAUCCGGAUUUUCAACACUACCUUGUCUACUCUAUUGGUGAUUGUUGGCGGUGGUGAGGGCGACAACGACACGUCGAGUUCCAGUGAUGUGAUGUACAACGGCAGCGAUUAUGACGGUGCAAGUGGUGAUAAUAACUUGUCGGACAACUACUCGUCGCCUUACCUGAUGCCGUGGCCGCAAAGGACUUCGUGGAUCGCUAUUUUCACGCUGAUGCUCUUCGUUGCCAUCGUGGGCAACACUCUGGUCGCCUGGAUUGUUCUCGCCCAUCGAAGGAUGAAAACAGUCACCAAUUACUUCUUGGUCAACCUGAGUCUGGCCGACCUGACCAUGUCGCUCUUCAAUUGCAUCUUCAAUUUCACCUUCAUGCUCAACAGUCACUGGCCGUUCGGUGGCUUCUACUGCACAGUCAACAAUUUCAUCGCCAACGUCACUGUGGCAGCCAGUGUAUUCACGCUGGUGGCCAUUUCCUUCGACAGGUACAUUGCCAUUGUUCAUCCGCUGCGACCGAGGAUGAGCAAAUGCAUCGCCCGGAUCGCCAUCACUCUCAUCUGGUUGGCCAGCUGCAUCCUGGCCGUCCCUUGCCUUCUCUACUCGCAAAUCAUCUCGCACAAAUAUUCAAACGGUGAAAUUCGAAUUGUUUGUAUCGUCGUCUGGCCGGAUGGGCUUCCCUCAGUGUCGCAACAAGAUUUCAUAUAUAACAUAGUUUUCACCGUGCUUACCUACCUGAUACCUGUGAGCGUGAUGGGUGUGUGUUACUCUCGGAUGAGCUACAUCCUUUGGCGGAGUCAGACGAUCGGAGAACUCAACCAACGCCAAGCUGAAUCCAUUCAAUCCAAGCGAAAAGUGGUGCGUAUGUUCAUGGUGAUAGUGAUGCUCUUCGCCGUCUGCUGGCUGCCCUAUCACGGCUACUUCGUUUACCAGUUCAUUGACGACCAAGUCAUCUCGUAUAAGUACGUCCAGCACAUCUUCCUUGCGUUCUACUGGCUGGCCAUGAGCAACGCCAUGAUCAAUCCGCUCGUCUAUUACUACAUGAAUGCCAGGUUUCGUCAGUACUUCAAGACGGUGCUGUGCCACUUUCUGUGCCGCGGACGGCGAUUGUCAACCAUGACAGAGCUGGCCGGAGCUGCUGUUCAUUUGGGACACCCCGGCCGUCGUUCCAGUCCCGAUCGAUCGCUUCCUCCAGGGAGGAGUUACCCAUUGAGUGCCCACCCUGGAAGGUCAGCCCACAGCAGUAGGACGUCGUCGGCAGCCUCUACACCGAUCCUGCGUCACCGCAAUAACCAUCGCCAUCAAAUCAUUCGCUUCAAUACUCGCCGUUUGAUCAUCUUCCACCAGCGCAUCACCAACCAGAAUCUCCGCAAUCAACAGCAGUCUUCGGCGGAGAUCCCGCUGGUCCACCGCGAUAACUUGUUGGCGACUGCCAACAAUCAGCACGCUCCCGCGUCGGCCGUCCUGCCAGCAGCCCAUCACCGCAAAACUUUGUCCGACACGCCAAACUCCGCCGAGUCGCAAAAUGUUGGCAACGGCGCAGCAGUGACGAUGCUGUGCCUGGAUCAAGACGUUUCCGAAACCUCUCAAACUAAAAAUACUUCUGUCAUGAUCAGCUAUUUGUGAGAGGGGAGACGACGCAUCUGCUUCGCUCUUUUCAUUUGAAAUUGAUCGCAUUCAGUUGGAACCGACGACUUAUAUAGGCCUAUAUCUAACCGGGAACCAUCACUCAACUGCCGCGCUAGGAGACCUAUAAUCUGGUUUCAGGCUCUAGUGGUUCGUGCACAAAUGCUUCAGCCCAAUAACGAGAUGAGCAAAAAAGGAUUUGAGAUGAGAUGUAUCAUACGAAUUCAAGGAAAUAGUACUUCCAUAUACCAUAGGUGUGUGUCUUGCAAGGAAUCGUGUCAUCACCGAGGCGAUGGAGGGCUGAUGGAGAGUCUCCGCCUGGCCAGUCAGGUUAACCUGAUUGUCUGCAUCACGGUAAUGCUCAGAGAUGUUUAUUGAUGUCCAUGUCGCAUCUUUUAGAGUGCUUAUCAGGCACUUUUUGGGGUUGUUUUACUGACUGAUUUUAUCUCGAGAGGUUCGCGCGGGAUAUUUCGCCCGCAAUUCUUGUGUUUACCCGCCACCAUACGGCCGCUGUCUAAGUGUCAUCAUCAAUUGAUUUCCUUGCGUCGUUCAACGUCGGUGUUUGCUGGCUUUUUUUGCUAAACAUACAGUACAUUAAUGGAAUUAUGUUGUCAAUAUGGUGUCAUCUUUAAGUGUCCUGCUGUACCCUGUGUGCUGUAUUUAUCAUAUCAGUGUUUUUGCAAUACAUUUCCGCAU
Daphnia pulicaria is the source of this 3089-nucleotide messenger RNA. RefSeq names its product tachykinin-like peptides receptor 86C. The transcript is spliced from 11 exons. Gene Ontology annotation, biological process: G protein-coupled receptor signaling pathway. NCBI's taxonomy places the organism in Eukaryota, Metazoa, Arthropoda, Branchiopoda, Diplostraca, Daphniidae. The record is from RefSeq and is a predicted model, not a curated record. The coding region runs from base 546 to 2393 and encodes 615 amino acids. Gene Ontology annotation, molecular function: neuropeptide Y receptor activity; tachykinin receptor activity. Gene Ontology annotation, cellular component: plasma membrane.